This is a messenger RNA of Rhinichthys klamathensis goyatoka, 2421 nucleotides long. RefSeq lists its product as uncharacterized. Gene Ontology annotation, biological process: regulation of transcription by RNA polymerase II. The transcript is spliced from 7 exons. Bases 191 to 2281 code for a protein of 696 amino acids. Gene Ontology annotation, cellular component: nucleus. The record is from RefSeq and is a predicted model, not a curated record. NCBI's taxonomy places the organism in Eukaryota, Metazoa, Chordata, Actinopteri, Cypriniformes, Leuciscidae.
GCCAUGUUUAGCUGGAGUCACACAGUUAACCAGAAGAACUGCCUUGUCCUGCUUUCGCCAGUAGUUUUACUCUUUUAUAUGAUUAGUCCAUAUGUGUUUUAGACCAAAUUAAUUGUAUAACCCCCCUCCCGUGCCUUUGAUAAGAUGUUGAGUAACUCUGGGCAGUGAAGGGACGUGUUCAUCCUCGGUCAUGGACCCUCUGGACCAGGUCGAUGUCAUGCACCUUCAGGAGUCUCGUUCCUCAGCUCUGGAUCUGUCUGUGGGCUGCAGGCAGGGCCCACUAAACUCCAUGGAGGCUUUGGAUUUGGUGAAGAAGCCCAGCUGGUGUGGCAUUACCUCAGGGAGCAGGAGCGCUAACAUGUCCGAGUCUCGGUCCGGUCGGUACAUCACUCGGCCCAGCAAACAGACUCCACCUGAUCACCCAGAACCAGGAUCAAAGCUCCAUGGGAUUUGCGGGACAUCAUCCCAUGGCUCCUACUCUAUGCCUUUACCCCUGAUCAAUGGAUUGCCAUCCGUGGCUCAGAUACUGUCUCAGUGCCCACCGACACACCAAGAGUUUGAGGAUGACACAGAUUCCGACGUUGAAAUGGACGAAGCGUUGACGCAAGCGAAAAGAUGUCGCAAGAGAGUGUUAGAAAACCGCACACUAGGAGGUAGGAUAGCACACAAUGCAUUCGAGACACAUCCAUACUUUAGUGACGCACUGUCACAGACUAAGGGCUCGUCACGUUUACCUCAGGACGCCAACAACGCCGCCGCACACACACUACGUUCCACCAGCUCAGCGGUUGAGUCGACUGCCAUUGAAACCCUCGCAUCCGAAUGUACCGCCGCUAACGAAACGUCUCCCUGCUCCGCUGAAUACAUCUCCAGUGACGAGGACAGUGACGUCAUUGAGGUGCCGGUAAGCAACUCCAGAUGCAAGACUCCUUUGAACUGGCGCUCCCGAACUGAAAGUGUUAUCGUUAACGACAUGAGCAGUGGAAGACGAAACAAUUUCUCCAUGAAGCAGGAAGUAGACUAUGAUCAUCAAAUAGCCAAUCCCAGAAAUGUGAACAACGUCUACGCAAUGGAUGAACCGAUCUUUGAAGGCCGUGACGGUAGGACUGGCUCCGGAUCCAAAUCGCUGCUGUCGUGGAUGGAGUCGGUCUUGAUACCCAUAUCCCCGCAGGACAGCGAUCAAGAAGACAUGGAUGCUGCUUAUUCCCAAAACUUCCCGUCUACCUCAGAUGGCGAAAACACGAGCGUCUUGGCGUCUCCGCAGAUUGGGGCGUCUUCUUCAACGCCAAACCAUUCCCGGAAGACUACGGCCUCGAAAAGUAGGAAGAGGACAAAACCGAGGCCCAAACCCAGGUCCCAAUCCAGUUCCCAACCCAGACCCCAACCCAGACCCAAAACGGCUAAGCAGGCGAGGCCGUCACCAGGCAGUAAAUCUGCAGCUAGUAAGGCUAAGAGAAGAAGAAAGCCUUGGACAUCUGGAGUUUCAUCCCUGUUUUCUCCUAAAGAGCCGGAGAUUAAACUCCGAUAUGCAAACCACAAAGAAGAGAAGACUCACGCCAGGCUUGAUGGCUUCGCCCCUUACAUCCGUAUGAAGUUCUCUUCCUGCUCAAUCGUUAAUUUUAGGGAAGAGGACGAUUUUUCGACAAAGAAAGGGUCCCAGCAGAUAGUCUCGGGAGUCAUCCCGAAAUCCUCCUGUCUGCAGCUGGGCCGGGUCGGCUCCGAGGCCAGGCUUCAGGUCCGGCGCUUCUGCUGCCUGUGUGGACGGCCCGGGAACGUCGAAGGCCUCGGGGACCUGCAUGGGCCGUACCACUCCAGAGGAGCUCAGCCCGUCUGUAAGGUCGACCGCAGUCCCGAAGCACAGAAGCAGGACCCCGACUGCAGCGAUCCGGACUCCGUCUGUAGUUUAGAGGACGGGGCGCCCCGGGCGGUCCCACGGGAGACGAAGGAGAACUGCUCGGGGAACGUGGAGGAGUCCGGGGUCUGUGCUGAGCUCUGGAUACAUGAGGACUGCAGUAUUUGGACGGCAGGCAUCUUUUUGGUUAAAGGGAAACUCUACGGAUUGGAGGAGGCCAUCCGACUUGCACAAGGAACAGUGUGUUCGCACUGUCACAUGGUUGGUGCCACUCUGGGAUGUUUCUUCAAAGAUUGCCCCAAUAAGUACCACUUCCCCUGUGCCCUGCAGUCAGACAGUGCGCUCAACGAGGAGAACUUCACCAUCAGAUGCCCGAAGCACAAGAAUAAAGCAUCCAGAUUGAGCGUCAGCAGGCUGAAGAACAGAUGACAUCUGGGACGGGUUGAAAUGUCUUUGAAGGUAGACUUCAGCAGGUCGUCUGGCCGCGCGGUGGAUCCCUGAAGUGUUUACAGAUUGUUCCAGUUGAUUUUGUACUUCACGUGUUUGAGUGUUUACAUGUACUCUCAGGC